UUAUGUUUGUGUCUGCAUUUUCUAGCAUGUCUCUGUUUAUUUUGAGACGGACUUUGCUUUUUGCGUUAAUGGUUGGAGCCGUCUACACCUGUACGCUGAUGAAUCACACCAUAUGGCUUGAGAAGAAAAACUGUACCCAGUGUGUGGCAGUCAACACGACCAUAUGCAGUGGCUACUGCUAUACGAGAGAUACCAAUCUGAAGGGCAGCUUUGGCAGGGCUUUCCUGAUUCAGCGGAGCUGUGUGCCCAUCUCCCUUGUGUACCGGGCUGCCUUCAUUCCUGGCUGUCCUCAGGAUGACAGCUCACAGUUGUAUUAUCCCGCGGCCCGCUGCUGCAGCUGCAGGCGCUGUGACACGCGCACGCACCACUGUGUCAAACCCAGACCGUACUCUUACGAUCAGUGCUCUGUGAAACUUGGUGGUGUGGAGAAACAGAAUCUGAAAUGUUUUGGAAACUUGACAACAUGCUCAUAAAAGCAAUGCACCAACAUGUCAAAUGGCAGUGGACCAGCUGAAUGAGUAGUAUUUGUACUAGAUGGCUGUAGCGUUUUCUGUAGUUCGAUUGGAAACUGAUACAGCAAUG
This is a messenger RNA of Poecilia reticulata (guppy), 582 nucleotides long. Its product is annotated as follitropin subunit beta-like. The record is from RefSeq and is a predicted model, not a curated record. NCBI's taxonomy places the organism in Eukaryota, Metazoa, Chordata, Actinopteri, Cyprinodontiformes, Poeciliidae. Gene Ontology annotation, cellular component: extracellular region; cytoplasm. Gene Ontology annotation, biological process: G protein-coupled receptor signaling pathway. Gene Ontology annotation, molecular function: hormone activity.